This is a messenger RNA of Chaetomium strumarium, 1452 nucleotides long. Its product is annotated as glycoside hydrolase family 18 protein. The transcript has 3 exons. Gene Ontology annotation, biological process: carbohydrate metabolic process. The record is from RefSeq and is a predicted model, not a curated record. Gene Ontology annotation, molecular function: hydrolase activity, hydrolyzing O-glycosyl compounds. Bases 412 to 1452 code for a protein of 346 amino acids. NCBI's taxonomy places the organism in Eukaryota, Fungi, Ascomycota, Sordariomycetes, Sordariales, Chaetomiaceae.
GUGCUCGUAAUCUUACUUGCGUCUAAUCUCCGCUGCAAUGGAGUUCUAGUCGUUCUGGCCAUCGAAAGGGCUGCCACUCUAGGUUCCUGUUGAGCCACAGGUUGACUCUCUGAAUCAUUCGCUGGAUGUAUGUCUCAAGAGCCUUGGUGCUAUGCCGAUGCGACCCGGACCUAUCGGGAUCUCUAGUCGAUUGAGGAAAGAGCAGUUGGCAGCGCUUCCACAAAAUCCAGUGCUCCUUCCGUAUCUGCAGCGACGUGCAACACGAUCGAAGUAGGCUUACUUGUGCCGACAUCCGUCGCCUCAACUCCCGUUCUUAUCCUUCCACCUGACUUGAAGUGUUGCUCUUCCAGCUCUAUCAACGCUGCUCCUGAUAUUACGUACGUGGUUUGACUGCCAACAAGCAUCGUUAUCAUGAAGCUCAUACUGCUCAUCACCGCGUUUUCCGGCGCUGUCGCCUCAGCUCUGCCCCGCCUCAUCAUCUACCACCAAACGACACACGACUCAGUCGGAAGGCCGAUCUCAGUCCUGCCGCUCAUCAACAAACAGCACAUCGCCCUGACCCACCUGGUCAUCGCCGCCUUCCACGUCAACUCCAACCGCACCGUGCACCUCAACGACUUCCCCCACCGCCACGCCGUCUUCCAUACCCUCUGGAACGAAACCCGCAUCCUACAAUCCGCCGGCAUCAAGGUGUUGGGCAUAGUAGGCGGCGCCGCGACCGGCUCCUUCACGGAGAGCACCCUAGACGGCAACGCCUCGGCAUUCGAGUCGGCCUACCACCCUCUCUACGACGCCAUCGCCGCCCACGACCUGGACGGCAUCGACCUCGACGUUGAAGAGCCCAUGACUCAGCAGGGCAUCACCCGCCUCGUCAGACGCCUGCGCUCCGACUUCGGCCCGGACUUCAUCAUCACGCUCGCGCCCGUCGCUGCGGCCCUCACCGGGUGGGGGAACCUCAGCGGCUUCGACUACGCAGCGCUCGAGCGCACGGUCGGGCGCGACAUCGAGUUCUACAACACCCAGUUCUACAGUUCUUUCGGCAGCAUGGCGAGCACCGCCGACUUUGACGAGAUCGUCGAUGCCGGUCCCGUCCAUGGCACCGGGUUCGUGCCGCACGAGACGCUCCGGAGCGUCAUUGCUGCCCUAAUGAGGAGAUACGGCGUGAUCGGGGGCAUCAUGGGGUGGGAGUACUUCAACGGUGUUCCGGGCGGGGACAAGCAGCCCUGGAAGUGGGCGGAGGCGAUGACGGCCGUGCUGAGGCCCAAGGCCGUGCCGGUGUUGGCCAUCACGCGCGAGAUGGCGGAGAGGCUGCGCGAAGCAUGGAUCUUGAGCGCCGCGGCCGGAAAGGGAGAAUCAUCCAAGGGUGCUGCUGACAGGACUGGCGGAUCGGAAACCGCGGCCUCGGUGAGGUCGCUGCCGAAUAUUGACUACUUGAGCAUGGUUACUGCUUAG